UCCAACCUAGACAAGAUGGCUGACGAUCUGCUUGCUGCCGCCGAUAAGUACGCCCUGGAACGUCUGAAGGUGAUGUGUGAAGAAGCGUUGUGCAGCAAUCUGUCUGUGGAGAACGCCGCUGAGAUCCUCAUUCUGGCUGAUUUACACAGCGCAGACCAACUUAAAACACAAGCCGUGGACUUCAUCAACUACCACGCCUCUGAUGUGAUGGAAACGUCUGGUUGGAAAUCCAUGGUGGUGUCUCAUCCACACCUUGUGGCAGAAGCUUACCGUUCCCUGGCCUCUGCCCAAUGCCCUUUCCUGGGCCCUCCUCGCAAGCGUCUGAAGCAGUCUUAA
Molecule: messenger RNA, 336 nt
Organism: Staurois parvus
Lineage: Eukaryota; Metazoa; Chordata; Amphibia; Anura; Ranidae
Source: the annotation of a GenBank genome assembly